AAACGCCAUUUUCUAUUCAGUCUUGCUCUGGAUUCGGGCUCAAUUUUUGCUACUCAAGAAUUCAAUUCCAUUGUUCUAAGAAGUGAUAAAUAAGGAUAUAGUUUUGAAAGAGUGCUUGCUAUAUCCUGCUCAUGACACAGACCAUACUUGGGUUAGCUUGACAUAAAAAGGUACAAAGAAAAAUGAACUUGUUUGACACUACGUUCAUAACAUCGAGAACGAAAUUUACGAAAAAUACGAGGCUUUGAGAUGGCGGAUUACGAUCUGCAGUAUGCAUACACUAAGAUAGACGGCUCUGCUAGAAAUCUGGAACCUUUGUUGUCCUGGGAUUCUCACCAAAAUUCUCGAAUUGGCGAUUAUAAGGCAUGUCGUUAUGAAGAACAAGAAUUCACAAUCCAAUUAUGUUGCGUCAAUACCGAUUGGCGCUUGCGUCACAAAUGGACAACAUGAUACUAACGAUGGAAUUAGUUUGCCUGGUUUCUACACAAACAAUAACGAUGCUUUAAUGUUAUUUGACUACACGAGGCAAUACCAUUGAAAUCAACCAGUAAUUGAAAGGAGUCUGUAAAUUAUGAAAUAUCGCAGGAUCAUAUCAGGCUAGCUGAAUGGGCUAGAACGCCCCACCCAUCGGACCAGGGCCCUUUCUAUCGUCUUGAAUACAGCCCUCGCUGGAACCGUAUUUUUGGUGAUAGUUUCCAAGCAUUCAACAACUGCCAUUUUUCUGCUUUCCAUCAUAUUGUUUCAUUUAUUAUUGAAGCUCUUAUUUUCCCAACCUCAGAAGAUAACUACCUACUCCACCUGCAUUGUAGUCGGGUCGAAAGGACACAAUUAAUUGGAUUUUUAUUAAGUUCAUUUUCUGUUCACCGGUGACUCAGAAGUCCGGAGGAUCACAAAAUGUUUGCCGCCUGGGCUCUCUUUUCUACGAUGGCGCUUGUUUUGGCAGAAAUUCAUUUUGAAAAAGUCGAUUAUUUAUACGGGAAACACUUAAUAGUUGCAACAGCUGAUCUCAAUCCAUACAUGUAUGUUCAUCACGAUGAUAACGGUACCAUUGUCAGCGCUGACGGAAUCGUCAAUGAGAUGAUGGUUUGGUUGGCACAAAGAUAUCAUUUCACAUUUCAUUACGUAGAAUCAUCUGAUGGUUAUUUCGGGGCAUUUGUAAAUGGAAGCUGGAACGGUAUGGUAGGAAUGGCCGUCAGGAAAGAAAUUGACCUAGUCGCAACGCAGUUGACAACGACUUAUGCCCGUUCAAAAGUAAUAGAUUUUACCACGUCCUUCAGCAAAGAUCCCAUGAGUGCCAUUAUUCCUGCACCAAAAGAAGACGAUUUUAUGGCCGCCAUAGUAAAACCUUUUCAGCCUGGCGUAUGGGCCUUAAUAAUGAUCUCGAUGUUUUCUGCAACAUUAGUCACAUUUACUUUCAUGAAGUUGAUUCACAAGUAUAUGCCGGAAUACUACGAUGGUGGAACUUCAAAUCUGCACUUUUGGGAGAAUUUUAUGUAUUAUUUUGGAAUAAUCAGUUCUCAAGCCGGACGAACAAUGCCGAGUAUUGGACCUUUGGGUCAUGCGACACGUUUGGUAGCCGCAACUUGGUGUCUCACCGCCGUCGUAUUCAUCUACCUCUACAGUGGAUGCCUGACUUCUUUUAUUACCAUACCAAAACUCCGCCCGCUCAUUGAAUCACUGGACGACCUGGCAACCAGCGUCGAUUUGGAGCUUACUAUCCUGAAAAACUCUGUCUUUGAAUCAAUGAUUUUGGAAGCGACAUCUGGAACUUACAAAGCCCUCGGUGAGUCUUUGCGAAACAACCCACAAAAUCGGCUGCCUAAAGAUUUUUUGGAGCCUGAGAUAUUCCUUAAGCACGCAUUAAUCGGACGGUUCGCCAUGGUUGAUCAAAAAUCGUUUCUUGAAUAUGUAUUAAACCUCGCAUUCAAAACAUCGGGAAAAUGUGACGUAACUUUAAUGAAACAAGAAGUUGUAACCUCGCUUGAUUCGAUGGCGGUUCAAAAGAACAGCAUAUAUCUCGCUCAAAUUGACCAAGGAUUUCAAACAAUGGCUGCGCUGGGACUUCAGAACUAUUGGGAAAAACGAUUUUUGAAAAUACCAAAAUGUGAAGGAAAUCUUGAAAAGGGAGUGGCCAACCCAAGGUUAACUUUGGCGAAUCUAUCUGGGGCAUUUCUGUUCCUGUUCGUUGGCAUUGGGAUUUCUUUUGCGGUAUUUCUUGUUGAAAAUAUGUGGUUCUACAUGCAAAAAGGCAAAGCUUUAAUGACUACCGACUAGAGAUGAGAGGAAUGAAGCAUCUCCCCUUCUCUGCUACCGACGAAACAUUAUCAAAGGUUAAACUCUUGCGUCACUACAUAAGGUAGUAAUGACAAAUUAGUAGGUAGUAAACAAAUGAUUACAUUUGUUAAAGUUAAGUUAAUAAAUAUUUUAAAAAAUGCAUACUUGUAAGUUUGUAAACGGAUAUUAAAUAGACAUCUCCGAGAAACA
Daphnia magna is the source of this 2484-nucleotide messenger RNA. Its product is annotated as glutamate receptor ionotropic, kainate 4. The coding region runs from base 895 to 2274 and encodes 459 amino acids. NCBI's taxonomy places the organism in Eukaryota, Metazoa, Arthropoda, Branchiopoda, Diplostraca, Daphniidae. The transcript has 15 exons. Gene Ontology annotation, molecular function: glutamate-gated receptor activity. Gene Ontology annotation, cellular component: membrane. The record is from RefSeq and is a predicted model, not a curated record.